Owenia fusiformis is the source of this 522-nucleotide messenger RNA. The record is from the annotation of a GenBank genome assembly. NCBI's taxonomy places the organism in Eukaryota, Metazoa, Annelida, Polychaeta, Sabellida, Oweniidae.
UAGUGAUAUUCCAAGCGUGUCUUUAUCUCCGAGGUUAUCUGCAUGAUCUCGACUAUGACAACAUUUAUAUCACAAGUGCCUUCAAGAGAUUUGACAAAGGUGAAUCUAAUCUACUGCCUUUGCGUAAAAAAGAGCGAGUCCAUUUCAUUGAUUCUACGGCAUUUUGCCUUUCGAAGCAGGAGUUGGUAUCAAUCUUAAGAGGUAUUUUAAUCAUUCUAGCAUUACUAGCUGCGGCUGUUCUGUUGUGUGGAAUGGAUGUUCUGAUUUAUUUAGUCUUGGAGGUGGUGCGCAAGGAAGCAAACGUAACUGUACUGAUAAACGGUGGCAGUGGAUUCGAAGUUGCCCUCAAUGACACUAGCCCCAGUAUCAGCCAAAUUUUACACCAAGAAGUACCGAUUUUGCUCAAAGGUAACUCUACCCAUUUCAAAUACUCGUUGGAACUUAACACUGCGCCGUGUCUCCCAGAUCCGUCACCUCCAUUUUAUGAGGACAAAACACAGCUUGUUUAUUUAGGCGUAAUGU